UCCAUCAGUCUGAACACGAUCGCGAACCAGAGACAAACAAAAACCUCUAGCAAACAUGUCUCUCUGCCCUUACUUCUUCGACUACUCAGUGCCACAAUGGCCUCGUCGGCUCCUCGACCAAAACUUCGGGCUCGCUUACCCUGAAGACCUAUUAGGCGCAGCAACCAGCCCCCUAGUCUCCCGACUCAAACCCUGGUGGCCUCAAGACGGAUCCACCAUCAAAGUCGACAAGGACAAAUGGCAGGUCAACGUGGACGUCCAGCACUUUUCACCAGACGAGAUCACAGUGAAAACUUCUAACGGAUACAUAGUUGUCGAAGGCAAGCACGAAGAAAAGAAGGAUGAACACGGUUUUAUAUCCAGACAGUUCUCGAGAAGGUUCAAGCUUCCGGAGGGGUCGAAUCCUGAUGCUGUGCAGUCCAGGUUGUCGUCGGAUGGUGUGUUGACUGUGGUGGCUCCUUUGAAGGCUGAGGAGGCGAAAGGAGAACGCUCAGUGCCGAUCACACACACGGGGCCGGUGAGAAGUGUGAGUGUCGCCGAGGAGCCUCCUAAGGAAGCGUAGUGUUAAAAGAUUGAUUGUUAAGUGAGACUGAUUUUAUACAUUUAUUAAAUUUUCUCUUUCGUU
Molecule: messenger RNA, 625 nt
Organism: Leguminivora glycinivorella
Lineage: Eukaryota; Metazoa; Arthropoda; Insecta; Lepidoptera; Tortricidae
Product: protein lethal(2)essential for life-like
Biological process (GO): protein refolding; response to heat
Molecular function (GO): protein folding chaperone
Source: RefSeq, a predicted model, not a curated record